AAACAAUAUUCUAGCAAAAAAACCUACUCCAUAUAGGAGUGCAUAUUAAGGAUUUCUCAAGGUACAUGUUUCCCAUCCAAUUUUAUUCCAUCGUUCUGAACCCAUGUCAAACUGUGAUAUCAGGAAUAUAAGGCUGCCUGCUUCUAAACGAAUGUGCUAGUAUUAUCCUUUUUAAAAAUACUUCAGAAUUUGUUUCGUUGCAAUUUGGUUCAGAAUUUUUAAAGAUAUCUAGUCAUGGAAAGUAAGAGACAAAUUAACGAAGUUGAUGAUAGUCUUUCAGUUCUUAUAGAUGAUGGUAUUGUAGAUGAAUUGAGAAACAGCAUCGAACGAAGGCUUCUCAGUGAAACACCAAUGCCAGCAACCCGCUGCAUCUUCAAAGUUCCCGAUAAGAUUCGGCUCAAAAAACCACAAGCAUACGAACCUGACAUCGUCUCAAUCGGACCCUAUCACAGUGGCCCCAAUGGCAAUUCUGGCAAUAAAUUCCGACUCAUGGAAAAUGUGAAGCACUGGUACUUGCACUGCCUUCUCUCACGCGUUAACAUAACUUUGGCAGGCUUGAUCUUAGGUGUCAUGGAUUUAGACAAACGCGCUCGCGACUAUUACGCAGAGCCAUUGGAUCAUCUCAAGAAGAAAGACUUCCUCGACAUGAUGGUACUCGACGGAUGCUUCCUAAUCGAACUAUUUCGAAAAGGACCCCAUCACUCCGACAUUAACGACCCCGUUUACAGUGUGUCCUGCACUAUGGAAUAUCUUUACCAUGACCUUAUCCUGCUAGAAAAUCAGCUGCCAUGGUUUGUUCUCGAGCGGUUAUACAAUUUAACUGCCGUGGAGAAUACUACUCGCCAAGGAAAUGCUCCCUCCCUCUUCGACCUUGUCCUCACCUUCUUCACAAAAAUCAUCCCGAACAAGCAUGUUCUAAGGCCGAAACGCCCUCACAAAAUCCUGCACAUACUCGAUGUCAUAAGAGCCGUGAUCGUUGCCCCGUUUGAAGCCCCGCCCAAAGAGGAGAGGAAGGAUAGAGAGCUGCCGCAGACGAUUCCAAACGUGACAACUCUGUCCAAAGCCGGCAUUCAAUUCCAAAAGGGCUCCAGUGGCUGCAUACUGGACAUAAAUUUCAAAAACGGGGUGUUCACUAUUCCACCACUACCAUUCGACGAGACGACAGAGCCGCUCUUCAGGAAUCUCAUCGCCUUCGAGCAAUGCCACCACAAACGCCGCCACAAAAUAACAUCUUACGCCGUCCUGAUGGAGAGUUGCAUCGAUUCGAGCAAGGACAUCGACCUUCUUUGCGACAGGCAAAUACUGGGGAACUGGCUGAGCGCGCAAGACGCUGCACAGUUCUUCAACUUGCUGUACAAUGACACGACGGUCGACGGAUUCUACUACCAGGGACUCUGCGCUAAAGUGAAUGAGUAUUACAACUCUAAAUGGAACAAGUGGAUGGGAAUGCUGUGGCGCGACUAUCUUGAUACGCCGUGGACGAUUAUUUCUUUGAUUGCGGCGUUUAUUCUGCUGGUUCUUACAACGUUGCAGACAGUAUACACAAUGAAUCAGUAUUAUCAUCCUCCUAAGUAGUUAUGUUAACUUGGAUGUGAGUUAAACAGAAAUGUUCGGUGUGUUAUUGUCUUGAUUUUCUUUCGUUGCCAACGCUUAAGGCUUGGACAUGUAAUGGGUUUUUGUCUGAGUGUUAGAAACUUGUGAGAGCCACAAGUUUCGUCAUUUGAAGUUUUUUUGGACAACCUUGUGACGGCUUGAUCAAGUAUCUUGUCCGACCACCAAAUAAUAUGUUGUCACGUUGUUAUAUCUUGUAUUGCUUAUUGGAGAUUUUGUUUGUUA
This is a messenger RNA of Pyrus x bretschneideri (Chinese white pear), 1836 nucleotides long. Its product is annotated as UPF0481 protein At3g47200-like. The record is from RefSeq and is a predicted model, not a curated record. Bases 235 to 1575 code for a protein of 446 amino acids. The transcript has 2 exons. Lineage: Eukaryota; Viridiplantae; Streptophyta; Magnoliopsida; Rosales; Rosaceae.